Messenger RNA from Pichia kudriavzevii, 426 nucleotides. RefSeq lists its product as uncharacterized. Lineage: Eukaryota; Fungi; Ascomycota; Pichiomycetes; Pichiales; Pichiaceae. The record is from RefSeq and is a predicted model, not a curated record. Bases 1 to 426 code for a protein of 141 amino acids. Gene Ontology annotation, molecular function: protein kinase binding; histone binding; cyclin-dependent protein serine/threonine kinase activator activity. Gene Ontology annotation, cellular component: cyclin-dependent protein kinase holoenzyme complex; SCF ubiquitin ligase complex. Gene Ontology annotation, biological process: regulation of mitotic cell cycle. The transcript has a single exon.
AUGCAAGACCUCCAACAAGAACAAGCUCAAGCUCAAGAACAGGCUAAAGCACAAGCGCAGGCGCAGGCUCAGGCACAGCUGCAAAGACACCAACAACAGCAUCCGAGUCACUAUGGGGCGAGCCAAGUGCCAAGGCCAAAACCGCUUACUCCACAGGAAAGAGAGAGGAUCUUCGCCUACAGAGACAAAUAUUACUAUUCCCCUAGAUACGCAGAUGACGACUACGAGUACCGUCAUGUGGCAUUGCCUCGUGAUAUGUUGAAAAUUAUUCCAUCAGACUUUUUCGAUGAAUCUGGCACGUUCAAGAUCCUCUUAGAAGACGAAUGGAGAUCACAAUUAGGAAUAACACAAUCUCUGGGCUGGGUUCAUUAUGGCUGUCAUGCUCCUGAACCGCAUAUCCUUUUGUUCCGUAAACCGAAGAACUGA